Molecule: messenger RNA, 1842 nt
Organism: Penicillium daleae
Lineage: Eukaryota; Fungi; Ascomycota; Eurotiomycetes; Eurotiales; Aspergillaceae
Exons: 3
Coding region: 1-1842 (613 amino acids)
Source: RefSeq, a predicted model, not a curated record
AUGAAGACAGUCAUUUGGCUCUCGCUUUUCGGGGUGGGUGCGCUCGCGCAUCCCUCGGGCCUUUGGUGGGGUACUGACCAGUGCUAUCCAAGCCCGGAAAACACUGACAACCAGUGCUUGGAGCCACAGCACACUGGUUUUGACUGGUCCGACUUGGCCAACGGGGACAAUUGGAGCUUUGAGGGUUUCAAUUUCGUUGGUUUCACUCCCAACAGUGGUUGUGGAUCUGCGGAGGGCAAGUGCAUCCAGGCGAGGCUGUCUCGCGAUGACGGCUACGCUAUCAAAGUUGAAGCCAACCAAGCACCGUUCUCCGUCAGCAACCUGCAUAUGUCCACCUCGCGGGAGACCAUGGUCCUCAUGAACUACGAGAUGGCAGACGGAUCCACCUGUCGCCAGCUGGCCUGGAGCUCACCGGCUGGAGCCGACGUGACCAACGAACAGUGUGGUAAUGCCGUCGCUGUUGAGUUUGCCCUCCCUGAGGAUAGCAAGUUUGGCGAAUGUGACCUGAACAUUCACCGCAUGGACUUUGACUGUUCUCCUGGACCCAAGCCGCCUUCACCUCACACAUCGCAUACCCAUACCGAGUCGACUCCUACUCACACAUCGGAAACCCAUACCGAGUCGACUUCUACUCACACAUCGCAUACCCAUACCGAGUCGACUCCUAUUCACACAUCGCAUACCCAUACCGAGUCGACUCCUACUCACACAUCGCUUACCCAUACCGAGUCGACUCCUACGCCUUCCACCGUAUGGACCUACCCGACGACAACGAGCACAAUAAUAAGAGUGCCUCCUGAGUCUUGGACCACUUCUACCGUUUGGACAACCGAGGAGAUCACGAUUACCUCUUGCGCACCCACAGUUACUAACUGCCCUGCUCAUUCUACCACCGUCGUUACAUCUACUUAUGUUGCUUCAACUACCGUAUGCCCACGUCGGCCAACCGAGCGGACGACUGAGGCUCCUCCAAGCCCGACCACCAUAACCAGCCCUGCCAUCCCCAGCACGUCCGUGGUCCCUGCUCCAUGCCCCGAGCUGGUCCCCAAGUGUCUGAACACCUGGCUCUCCAUUCCCAAGUGCGACUCCAACAGUGAUGCCGCCUGCUUCUGCCCGUCUUCCGAGUUUACUGAGAAGGUGACAACCUGUAUUCAUUCUUGGGGCAGAUCGGAGAAGGAAGUUGAUUCGGCUCUUUCUUACUUCGCCGGUAUCUGUGCUCCUUACGUCCCCCAGAACCCCGAGAUUAUCGACAUCGCGCCACCUAGCAGCACUUCUCCGGCCGAGGUUCCGCACCAUACUGUCACUGCCCCAGCUCCUAGCAUGACAGGGCCUUCCGAGGAGGUUCCUCCCGAGGUUCCGCACCGUACUGUCACUGCCCCAGCUCCUGGCAUGACAGGGCCUUCCGAGGAGGUUCCUCCCGAGGUUCCGCACCAUACUGUCACUGCCCCAGCUCCUGGCAUGACAGGUCCUUCCGAGGAGGUUCCUCCCGAGGUGACCCCGGCGCCCACCGCACCGAAGACUCCUUGCACUACCAUGAGUUGGUCUUCGCGUACUGUUACCGCGCCGCUGGUCGAGUUCAGCACCAUUCCCGUUGGCAGCAGCUAUACCGUGGCGCUUGUCCCUGGCACCACGGCCGACACCCACCCGAAAACCAACCAUCGCACCUGUACAAGGUCGACGACUUCAACUUUCUCUACUUCCACCACCUCCAAGACCACUACCUGCCUCACUCACACCCACAAACCCACGGCGACUAUCACUUAUUCUAAUGGCGGAUCAAGGGGUUCUUUCUCCAGCAUGUGGGCGUUUGUUGUGGUCUUUGCUAUCAUGUGGCUCAAGUAG